Molecule: messenger RNA, 1310 nt
Organism: Dermatophagoides pteronyssinus (European house dust mite)
Lineage: Eukaryota; Metazoa; Arthropoda; Arachnida; Sarcoptiformes; Pyroglyphidae
Gene: gry
Product: trafficking protein particle complex subunit 11 gry
Source: RefSeq, a predicted model, not a curated record
UUCGAUCAAACAAAAAUUUUUUCUUAGUGUUUUUUUCAAAUCUCAAAAUCAACACUCAUAAUCAUAAUCAUCAUCGUCAAUCAUCAUGGACAGACGGUAGCAGAAUUCUAAAAAAAAGAAUCUUUUUCGACAUUUUGCUCAUUUCUGGAUCGAAAAUAUCAUAAGAUUAUCAUCAUUAUUAUAUACGUCAUUAGAAAGCAUCAGUGAAAACCCAUCGAUUUGGUUGUUUCAAAUUUCCAUUACGAACAAAAAAAAGCAACAAAGAUUGUCAACUUUGCAUCAAUAAAAAACAACAUCAUUUUACGAACGACGACGACGAUAAGAACGGUGACCGAAUUAUUUGGACAUUGGAAUUUAUCAUCGGUGGUGGUGGUGUUUAUAAGAAAAAAAAUGGCAACAAUUACCAAUGGUAAUAAUGGUGUUAAUAUGUUGUUGGAUGAAAAUACAUUAAGACAAAUAUUUCGUUCAUCGGAUGCUGUUUGUUUUGAUGUUGAUUCAACUGUUUGUCGUGAUGAAGCAAUCGAUGAAUUGGCUAAAUUUGCAAAUAAAGAAAAAGAGGUUAUGGAAAUGACAAGACGUGCAAUGCGUGGUGGUUGUAGUUUUCAUGAUGCAUUAAGUAAACGUUUACAAUUAAUUCAACCAACAGUUGAUAUGAUUAAUGAUUAUUUACGUACACAUCCACCAAGAUUUACACCGGGAAUUAAAGAAUUAGUAUCAUUAUUACAUGCAAAUGAUGUUGCCGUUUAUUUAGUAUCGGGUGGUUUUUAUUCAAUAAUUGAACCAGUUGCCAAAGAAUUACACAUUCCAUAUAAAAAUAUUUAUGCAAAUCGGAUAAAAUUUUUUUAUGAUGGAAAUUAUGCCGGUUUUGAUGAAACUGAACCAACAUGUCAACAACAUGGUAAAGCAAAAGUUAUUGCAUAUUUAAAAAAUCGUUAUAAAUAUCGUAUGGUUACAAUUAUUGGUGAUGGUGUUACCGAUAUGGAAGCAUGUCCACCUGCUGAUGCAUUCAUUGGAUUCGGUGGUAAUCAGAUUCGUGAAAAAGUUAAAAAAGAAGCUAAAUGGUUUGUCACUAGUUUUUAUGAUCUUAUAGAAGAAUUGAAAGUUGAUUCAUAGAAGAAAAAGGAGAUGCAGAAAAUGGAAAAAUCAUAUUAUUUUUUGUUGAUUUGGUUGAAAAUUAAUAUUUUUUAUUUUGCAAAAAAAGCCACUUUUUUAUAUUAUAAAAUCUUAUAAGUUUGUAUUUUUUUUCUUAAUGUCAGUAACGAAACGGAAUUUCUUUCUUUUUAAAUAAAUUAUUUUUUACUAAAAAAAAA